Messenger RNA from Brassicogethes aeneus, 476 nucleotides. Lineage: Eukaryota; Metazoa; Arthropoda; Insecta; Coleoptera; Nitidulidae. The record is from the annotation of a GenBank genome assembly.
GGUUUGACUCAGGAAGAAAAAUGGAAAAUAAUAUCAGGGUAGAUAUUAGUAAUAAUUCUGAUAUGGUAGAUUUGUUAUUAAGGCAUAAAUUUCACACAAUGACCCAUGAGGACAGGUUAAGUAUAAAACAAAUUGCCAUCCCUCGACCUUCCAUGGGAAAUUUAAUACAAUCGAAAUCGGGUCAUAAUAGGUCGUUUGUAAACACAUGGUACGACAAAGCUGUUUGGAUUACCGGAAGUGAAACGCGAAACAAACUUUUUUGUUGGUAUUGCCUAUUGUUUUCGGAAAAAUCAGGUCCCUGGACCACGGUUGGAUAUCAUAAUCUAAAAGAUCUCUCUCGAGCUACACUGAAGCACGAAAACUCAAAAGAACACACCUAUUCGGCCUUGAAAUUUAAAUUAUUUGAAAACAAAGUAUUGCUAAUUUGCCAGGCGGUUCGCGUGAAUCCAUAGCAAAACAUAACGAGACAGUUCGCG